CACAAACAAAAAAAUUGUGCGCACAGCGACGCGAGAGCGCGCGCGCGUAGGUCCGUCGGUGCGCGGGUGAGGAAGUUUGCGGCGGUUUUUCAAGCGGGCCAGCUAGCUCCUCACUGCUAUUCGAUAUCACGCCGGUUGAAGCUCUCAACAUAUAGACCCACUCGUCAUCAUCGGCGCCGCUGGUGUUCCUGUGUUGUUGUGUGACCGCUGCAAAAGAGAAUUCGGAGGAACGAAAAGAAACGCUGCUUCUCCAUACUGAAAGCCCUUUGCGCCGGCAGUCUGUGAUCUCGCGCCUCCUACUCUGAGAAAGGAAAUUGAUCACUGGGCUAGCGUCGCGGUCUCCGGAGAAAGGUGUCGGGGAUCCGCGCGCGAACCGACGCUAUAACCCCGAGAGGUAAAAACGCGAGCAAGCCUCGGGAGUCUGGUCAGCCGAUCCCAGCACGGACGGAGCCACCUGCUGCUGCUGCUGUGAAGGCAGCUGAAGGCUCCGCGUAAUCAUUGUUCGACGUCGUGUGUUUCGCGUUGUCUGUGACCCUCCUUCCUCGCUGACUGCUGCAGUUGCGUGUUCGCUGGUGUUUGCAACCCUAUACCUCGUCCGUGAAGAAUAGGAACGACCGAGUCGAGGCAAAAAGAAAUUUGACAGCGACAGACGCGCACAUACAGCCAACUCGGCGGGCAACAAAAAAGAGAAAAGGAAACCGAAUCGGGGAGUUAAGGAACACCGCAAUUCUGAACGAUGGAUUCGGUCAAGACUCCGGCCAAGAAGAUUCCCAUACACCUGAAGAGUGCCCAGACUCGCGUGGUGAUAAAGGGCGGCAAAGUGGUCAACGAUGACAUGAUCAUCGACGGAGACGUCUACAUCGAAGAUGGCAUCAUCAAGCAAGUUGGCAAGGACCUCACCAUACCGGGAGGCACCAGGAUCAUCGAUGCCAAAGGACAACUGGUCAUACCAGGUGGAAUCGACACAACCACGCACUUUCAGCUACCGCUGCCCAGCGGCAUCAAGUCGGCCGACGACUUCUACUCGGGUACCCGAGCUGCCGUGGCCGGAGGAACCACCAUGAUCAUUGACUGCGUUCUGGACACAUCGUGCUCUCCGCUGGAGGCCUUCGAGAAAUGGAAAAGCUGGGCCGACGAGAAGGUGUGCUGCGACUACGGCCUUCAGCUGGCUGUCACGUCCUUCGACCCGAAGACAAAGGAGGAGCUUGAGACGCUCGUCAAGGAGAAAGGUGUCAACGCCUUCAGAGCUUACCUCAGCAUGGAGUCCCUGAUGCUGAGCGAUCUUCAGCUUAUGCACCUGCUCGAAGUUUCUAAGCAUUUGGGGGCUCUGACUACAGUCCAUGCUGAGCAUGGUGGCAUCAUUACAGAGAACCAGAAAAGGAUUCUUGGCCUCGGAAUAACAGGACCUGAAGGCGUAGUCUACAGCCAACCCGAGGAGGUGGAAGCAGAGGCUACCCUUCGAGCAAUCGUCAUGGCCAAUCAGGUGGCAACGCCGCUGCUCAUUUCGCCCGUGAUGAGCAAGUCUGCGGCGGAAAUGAUUGUACAGAAGCGCAACGAUGGUUGCGUAGUGUUUGGCCAGCCCACAACAGCCAGCCUGGGCACUGAUGGCAGCCACUACUUCAACAAGUGCUGGAGCCAUGCAGCCAGUCACGUGACCUCACCGCCGCUGAACCCGGACCCUACCACACCUAGCCGUCUCAUGGACUUACUCGGAUGCGGAGACCUCCACGUCACCGGUUCCCAGCACUGCACCUACACAACAGCACAGAGGGCCGUCGGGGCCAAUGACUUCACCAAGAUCCCGCACGGAGUCAAUGGCGUGGAGGAAAGGAUGCUGGUUAUCUGGGAGAAAGGAGUGAUGACUGGCAAGAUGGACGCCUGCCGUUUCGUUGCUGUCACCAGCACGAACGCUGCCAAGUUGUUCAACAUCUAUCCUAAAAAGGGACGCAUCCAAGCCGGCUCAGAUGCAGACAUUGUCAUUUGGGAUCCGAAGAAGUUGACGGUAAUAUCCAAGAAGUCCCACAAUUCUGCGGCCGACUUCAACAUCUUCGAAGGAAUGCACGUCCGUGGUGGACCACAGUACGUCAUCUCUGGAGGACACGUAGUCAUGGAUGAUGGCCAGCUCAAAGUGAGUCAAGGGUCCGGGCGCUUCAUUGGCCUGCCACCAUUCUCACCACACACCUUCAGCAGUCUGUUUGAGAGGGAGCGGGCCAGCCAGCACCUCAAGGUGGACCGUGACGGCUACGACGGACCCACGGGGGACCAGAUGAUGAACGGAGGUGACGGUGCUACUCCGCUGAAGAAUCAGACGAUGCCCCUGAGGGGACAGGAGAGUCCCUUCAGCCCGUCAGAGUUCCACACCCGCGGACCCACUCGCAGCGGAGGUCGCAACCUCCAGGACUCAAGCUUCAGCCUGUCCGGAGCACAGAUCGAUGACAGCCAAGGCACAAGGAGCGGAAUCCGCGUCCACAACCCACCAGGUGGCAGGUCCAGCGGGAUCUGGUAGAGCCUGGAUGGAACGACCAGUGUCGCCUCUUAACUGUCAAAUUAUCCUUGUGGUCCCUGCCCUGCUAUACGAUCCCCUCCCCCCUCACUCUUUUUUUUUGUCUUCUAACUCUCUUCGAACUGCUGUGCGCAUUGAAAAACUAGCUACUGCCUCCAUAGACCUCAUAGCCUACAUUCGCAGCAAAGCACAUGCCCUGUUAGCUGAAGCUCUGUAAGCGUGCUCUGCCUGUCUGAGCAAUGUGCAAUGAUGGUAUUCCAUUCUGUUCAUGGAGACUUGCUUCAAGUGCAGUCGUGUAUGAUGGCUGUAACAGAGUAACUCCGGAACAACUACAGCUCGUUAAGGAAUAGGAUAUCACGAGGAGAGGAGCCACUUGGAGACAUCUUAAACAGUUACCUGAAACAGCUUCUUUUUCCCGCACAUGUGCUCCAGAAAAGGAGACAGUGUCUCGAAAAGCACAUGAAAUGAAAUACCUCCAUAUCCAGCCUCCAUAUUCAUUCUAUUUUUUUUUUUCACAAGAGAAAGCAAGAGUUUGGUGCCAAAUGUGUGUCAGACAAUAAACGAACAACUGCUUUGCACACAGCAGCAAGAGCUAUGUUUUUUGACCUCUUAAAGGUUGUGCUGUUGAUGGCUUUGUAUGAUGAACAGAAGCGAGUCGUAGAUAGGCUGGUCACAAGUAAACCGCCUCCAGCAGGAUUCGCAUUGUAGUUAGACAGUAGUAAAGUACCUGAGUUCUUAUUUUUUUGUGUGAUUUAAAAGAAAUAUCUGUGCAUUUUAGGUCGCUAAACAUUGUCAGUCAACACAACUGCGUUCCAUUAGGUUGUCCACUCGAUAUGAUGGCAGUGGCCGGCCGAAUUGCUUUUUAACUGAGCGUUGACAUAUAACUUGAGUGUAGCAGUAAAUAGCAUGUCAUACUUCACAAACAAAGGCGUCAGAAAAAGUGCACAAUACAGCAAAACCAGAGCCUAUGAUUUAAGCACACUUGAUCGUGUGCGGCUUACGAUCUUAUACUAACGAUGACGUCCACUGUUCUAUUGUGUUAUUGCACCACCAGGGGAAGAUGCUUAAAAGAAGUCGAGUGGUAACACUUGCCACAUUCGCAUUCGUAACCAGUAAGAACCUUGUGCAACCAUUACAAAUCAGCGAAUGCCAAGUGCGGUCAGCGGGGAAAUAAAGUAUUGUAAUGCAGGUCAUCUAUUCGGUUAUUUCCACCUGAGGCUUGCACGCUAGAUGCGAGGCCUAACGUUUUGUAACUGCGUUGUUCUGGAACAUAAACUGACUGUCAAUAUUCAGAAAAUCGGUGAUCUGGCAGACACAUUGCAAGUGUAGCUAUAGCCGAAAUGUGUGAGUGAUGUGUGUGCCUGUGUGUUUCCAUGACCAUGUCUGCAAUUAAAGCAAUUCAGACUGUA
This is a messenger RNA of Dermacentor silvarum, 3912 nucleotides long. RefSeq names its product dihydropyrimidinase-related protein 2. The transcript is spliced from 15 exons. Bases 737 to 2506 code for a protein of 589 amino acids. The record is from RefSeq and is a predicted model, not a curated record. Gene Ontology annotation, cellular component: cytosol; cytoplasm. Gene Ontology annotation, molecular function: dihydropyrimidinase activity. Gene Ontology annotation, biological process: pyrimidine nucleobase catabolic process. NCBI's taxonomy places the organism in Eukaryota, Metazoa, Arthropoda, Arachnida, Ixodida, Ixodidae.